Messenger RNA from Coffea eugenioides, 2016 nucleotides. RefSeq names its product probably inactive receptor-like protein kinase At2g46850. Bases 1 to 2016 code for a protein of 671 amino acids. Gene Ontology annotation, biological process: protein phosphorylation. The record is from RefSeq and is a predicted model, not a curated record. The transcript has 3 exons. Gene Ontology annotation, molecular function: ATP binding; protein kinase activity. Lineage: Eukaryota; Viridiplantae; Streptophyta; Magnoliopsida; Gentianales; Rubiaceae.
AUGUCCUCGCAUCUUCAAGUCCUCCAAAAUUUCAAAUAUUCCAAAAGCUGCGUCUUCGUAAUCCUAGCACUAGUGCUUCUACUGGACGACCAAAUAAAAGCUUCUACCGACCCUCCCUUAUCGCAAAGAAAAGAUGUAUCGUCCUCGUCUUCCUAUUACUCGGGUGGCGGUGAAAGGUGCGGGAUCUUUCAAAUCCCGUUCCCCUUCUGCCUGAAUGCCAGCAGCGCUUCUUCUUCUCCUGCUUGCAAGUGGUCAGGGUUACUUUCAGGUGCCUUCAGCCUCUCGUGCCUCAACUCCUCCUCACUGUUCCUCAACAUUGCCUCUCAAAGCUACCGCGUCCUCUACUUCUUUCAGGACGGUGUACUGGUCGAUUUUCCCAACACGUCCGUUUGUCAUCGCGGCUACAACGACCUCAAUUCUUUCGCUUUUGCAGGGGACCAGUACUUUGGCAUCUCCACCGAUAAUGUGGUAGCCCUGUAUGGUUGCCAGGAUGCUUCCCCUUGCAAAACAGGCUGCGGAAAAAGCUUAAUGCCAGAUUGCGAUCAUGAUGGCGGUGGCGUUGCUGCUGGUGUUGGUGGAUAUCCUGCUUGCUGCUAUCCACUCUCUGACUUCAGUAUUAGUAAUGGUUUCUCUUUCUUUUCCCAGUAUGGAUGCAGAGGACUCUCCUCUUGGGUUAUUCUGCCAGGGAACAGAACAGGCAUGGGGGGAGUGAAGCUGGAGUGGGCAAUUCCCAGAAAUUCGACCCUAGCCACUUGUGCUACAAACGGUGACGCUAUCAAUGCCUCGUCUGUCAAGUCAGGGAUGAGAUGCCAAUGUCGUGACGGAUUCCUCGGUGAUGGAUUUACUUUUGGGCUUGGAUGCUUCAAGCCCUGCCAGGGUGAUGGAAAGGAAGCUCCGGUCAACGAUCGUUACCGAAAGAACCAUCACACGGUACAAGCAAUAAUUCUAGCUGGAGCUCUGGCUGCAGUUUCCACGAUCGCGUCCUUCGUAGGACUCUGCUGUCUUCUAAAAAGACAGCAGAGUAGUCAGUGUAGUAGACAUGAGCCCGAUGAAAGCUGCAGCGAUGGUUCAAGUAUGUCAUUCAGCACAGCCCACACGACCCAAAUGUUUACUUUCCAUGAGCUUGAGCAAGCGACGAGAGGAUUCGAUAAUGGGCAAAAACUAUCUGACGGCAUCAAAUCCGCACUAUAUACCGGAGAUAUCUUGGAUGGAUCUCGUGUUGCUGUUCACAUGAUACGAUGCGAGAGUGGAACUGAGCUGACCCAAAUCUUUUCACGAGUCCAGGCCCUAUCAGCUAUUUCGCACAAGAACAUGGCCCACUUGCUUGGAUGGUCUAUUGAUUCUUCUACAUAUACUCUGCUGGUGGUGUAUGACUAUCCGGCUAAUGGAACUCUGGAAGAACAAAUAUCCAAAAUCGAAGAUCCAAAGAUGAUAGGACUUGACUGGUUUAAGAGACUGAAUAUUGUUGCUGAAACUGCGAGUUUUCUUGCAUUUCUUCAGCAUGAGAUUUCUCCUCCCAUUUUUCAUUUUGAUCUCCAAUCUUGUCAUAUCUUCUUAGAUGAUGAGUUUUCCGUAAAGAUUGCUGGAUUUGGGCUAGGCAUCUCCAAUCCACUACCUAACUGCUCAUACACCAAAAUGCAUGAUGUUUACAACCUUGGUCUGAUUCUUUUAGAGGUCAUCACAGGUACAAAAUCUAUGGAUAUUCCUGUGACAGCUUUGCAGAUGAUAAGGAAUGGAAAGCUCGAAGAAGUCGUAGACCCAUUUCUUUGCUAUCAUGAACAGCCUCUCUGUCGUCGAGAGCAGAUUGAGAUUCUUGCGGACCUUACAACCAGAUGCUUGUUGUUUGGUGUAGAUGGCAAACUUGGCAUGACAGAUGUCGCUAGAGAGCUAAUGCACAUCACAAAAGAAAGUCUUGAUGGCAGCCGUAGGAGGUGCCCUUCACUGGAGGAAACAUUUUCCAAUUCAAGCCUCCUUCAGAUGAUAUCCAUGUCUCCUGAUUCUCUUUAUGUGCCUUGA